AUGAAUCUGACCACUGACGAUGCGGCAAACUUAUGGGGAAAUGGUUCCUUAUUGGAACAAUAUGACGGGACAGUGGGGACACCGUGGUUGUCAGAGUCGCCUGGUGAAGUGGACCUUACCCAUGCCAUCCCGCUCGGCUUCGUCCUGGGGGCUUUCAUCGUGUUCGCCAUUGUGGGCAACAUCCUCGUCAUCCUGGCUGUGGUGACCAAUAGGCACCUGCGGACCCCGACCAACUACUUCAUUAUAAACCUGGCCAUCGCUGACCUGCUGCUGGGAACCACAGUGCUGCCGGUGUCUGCCACCCUGGAGAUCCUUAACUACUGGGUGUUCGGCCGGAUCUUCUGUGACAUCUGGGCGGCUGUGGAUGUUCUGUGCUGCACAGCGUCCAUCAUGAGCCUGUGCGUAAUUUCUAUCGACCGUUACAUCGGGGUGAGCCACCCGCUGCAGUACCCGAGCAUAGUGACCGAGAAGCGGGCACUGCUGGCCAUGCUUGGGGUUUGGGUGCUCUCGGUGGUCAUCUCUAUUGGACCCCUCCUCGGGUGGAAGCAGCCUCCGUCGCCGGACAACACGGUGUGUCUCAUCACCGAGGAACCGUUUUACGCACUGUUUUCCUCCCUCGGUUCCUUCUAUAUACCGCUGGUGGUUAUCUUGUCCAUGUAUUUUAGGGUUUAUGUAGUCGCCAAACGGACCACCAAGAACUUGGAGGCCGGGGUGAUGAGGGAGAGGAUGAACACGAGUGAGCUCACGCUCAGGAUCCACAAGGGAUCUCAGGUACAGGAUGACAGCAGCAGCACUGGGAAGGGCCGUGCAAACCAGGCAAGGAGCUCCCUGACAGUGAAACUUCUGAAAUUCUCCCGGGAGAAGAAAGCAGCUAAAACGUUGGGAGUCGUGGUUGGCAUGUUUACGCUUUGUUGGCUGCCGUUCUUCCUAGCGUUACCCAUUGGUAGGUAUAUAUAUAUAUAUAUAUAUAUUUUGUAAACAUAUUUUAUUGAUCCCUUUCCAAACGAAUAUCCAAGACACAGCAGGCCAGCAGUUUUAAUGAAAAAACGAUAGUAAGCCUAUUAAUUUGAUAAUAUAAUCAACAAUUAAAACAACCCUCAAUAUGUGAUAAGACACAUGAUAAAAUAUAAUGGUAAAUUAAUAUACAUUUUGGUGCCAUAUUCAAUUUCACAAGCCAUAAUAGGCACAAACCAUAAUCUACCCACACCCAAAACGGAAUAGUGAAGGUGCUGGAGGCAAAAUAUAAAACUGGAGAAAGUCUCAGCACACUUCCAGUCAGAUGGAAAUGUAUUUUAUUUACCAACUGCUGAAACAUGUCUGAGAAGCUUUUUCAUUCAUAUCUGGAAGUGAAUCUAAGUGGUCCCAUAAAUUCCAUCUCCAGACAGUUGGCACUGAUACAGACAGUGACAUAUAUGAUAUAAUAUUCACCCAUUCAGUGCCCACCGCCACGGCUGUAGAGAAAACAUCUCAAAGGAAAUGAAACAAAAUAUGUUGUGGAGAGGGGACUCGUGCUGCGGGCACGUUGUGGUGAGGGACAGAGCAGUGCAGACCGAUGAGGGAGGCUAAGAAAACAUUAAAUUGGAUGAUAUUUAUAUAGGGUGACCCAAAUAUGAAAAAUUACUGUAGCUGGUACUGUACAUUGAUAAAGUUUGAUCAGAAAGUUGCUGGUCCCCUCCCCCAGUGUCAAAGACUUGGAUUUAGGAGGCAGGCAUUAUCAAGGAUUUCCUUCCGGCUUUAUGCAACAUCACAUAAAGCCGGAAAUGCAAUACGCCAAUGGUAGCAUCUUACCUGAACUAAUUUAAAUAUGUACUACCUUCAAACCGUCAUCACGUGCCCCUACACCCUGCUUUGGCUUUGUUUACAAACCUAUAAGCUAGCUCAAGCAGAAGGUACGACCAAAGAUACUGGUAACCUUUCAUCUGUGGUAUGACUGUUAGUUAGCAAGCUACAUACCAGCAUGCUGGCAAAAGCACACUGUGUCGUGACUGGAUGCCAUAGUGUAAAAUUAACCUUACGCUAUUUUCCAAAGAAUGA
Messenger RNA from Coregonus sp. 'balchen', 2034 nucleotides. NCBI's taxonomy places the organism in Eukaryota, Metazoa, Chordata, Actinopteri, Salmoniformes, Salmonidae. The record is from the annotation of a GenBank genome assembly.